This is a messenger RNA of Acanthisitta chloris (rifleman), 2284 nucleotides long. It is a transcript of the gene CD163, whose product is annotated as CD163 molecule. Lineage: Eukaryota; Metazoa; Chordata; Aves; Passeriformes; Acanthisittidae. The annotation marks the transcript as partial. The record is from RefSeq and is a predicted model, not a curated record. The transcript is spliced from 8 exons. Gene Ontology annotation, cellular component: membrane.
AUUUGAGAUUAAUCUGUUGAUAGUGUCUAAAAAGGUGAACAAUAUUCCUAUUGGUUCCUUCACAUACUUCAUGCGAGCACGUACUGAUGAAUUGCGGCUCUCAAACGGAACUGGCCCCUGCUCUGGGAGAGUGGAAAUAAAACAUAAAGGGCAGUGGGGAACUGUGUGUGAUGGUGACUGGACUAUACAAGAUGCUGAGGUUGUUUGCAAGCAAGUACAAUGUGGAUCCGCUGUUCAGGCCCUUAAUCGAGCUCCUUUUGGAGAAGGAACUGGGCCAACAUGGUUGUAUCGACUUGAUUGCCAGGGUGAUGAAUCUGCUCUCUGGAACUGCACACAUGCAGGAUGGGAUGCUUUUACCUGCCCCCAUUACUUUGAUGUCGGGGUGGCCUGCUCAGGCUAUGGUGGGUACAGGCUGGCAAAUGGCAGUACCGCAUGUUCAGGGAGAGUAGAGCUUCUUCAUGGAGGCACAUGGGGAACCCUGUGUGACUACCUGUGGGAUUUACCAGCCGCCGAUAUCCUCUGUCAGCAGCUAGACUGUGGAUUUGCCCUACUGAUACCUGGUGGACAGUCUUUUGGACAAGGAAAUGGAACAGUCUGGAAUGGCACAUUCAGUUGCAACAAGAAUGACUCAUCCCUGAGAGACUGCCCUGUGAGUGCACUAGGUCAUGAUGAAUGCCCUGCUGAAAAAGAUGCUCGUGUCAUAUGUUCAGGGUGCCCAGGGGGCAGGCUGGUGAAUGGCACCACAUGCUCUGGCAUAGUGGAGAUCCGCCAUGGAGACACAUGGGGAAGACUCUGCCAGUCCCACUGGAAUUUGCGAGCUGCCACCGUUCUCUGCCAUCAGCUGAACUGUGGCUAUGCAAAGUCAAUCCAGAUGGAAGACCAUUUUGUGGAUGGAAAUGGACCUAUAUGGAGAGAUGCUUUUCACUGUGAAGGGACAGAGUCCUGCCUGUGGGAUUGUCCUCAACUGACUUUGGGCAAUCCAGCAUGUUCAGCCAAAGAAGUAGCCACUGUAAUUUGCUCAGGUCUUGCUGAAUCACUCAGACUCUCAGGUGGUGAGAGCCGCUGUGAUGGUCGAGUUGAGAUCUCACUCCAUGGUGUGUGGACCAGAGUCCUGGAUGAUGACUGGAACAUUAAGGAUGCUCAUGUGGUAUGCAGACAUCUCCAGUGCGGAAUUGCUGAGAAAGCCUAUUACCUCCCAAGGUCUGAGCGAGGUAUGGGUCUUGUUGGCUUAAGGAAUGUCCAGUGUACUGGAAAUGAGACACAGCUGAUACUCUGCAAGACCUCCCAUUCUCAGACCAUGUCAACGGGAGUUUCUGAAGAUGUUGGUGUGAUUUGUUCAGGUAGCAGACAGAUCAGGCUGGUGAAUGGAACAAAGCGCUGUGCUGGGAGAGUAGAGCUUUAUCAUGAUGGCAUCUGGGGCACCGUCUGUGAUGAUAACUGGGAUCUAUCAGAUGCUAAUGUUGUUUGCAAACAGCUGGGAUGUGGACAUGCCAUUGAGGCAUUUGCCUCUGCUCAUUAUGGCGAAGGUUUGGGACAAAUCUGGCUGGAUGAUGUGAAUUGCACUGGGGCUGAAUCUGAUCUCUGGGCAUGCCCCUCUAGGGCAUGGGGCCAGCACAACUGUCAACAUAAAGAGGAUGCUGGAGUCCUGUGCUCAGAGUUCCUGGCUCUGAGGCUGGUGAACGGCAGUGACUGUGCUGGGCGUCUAGAAGUUUUCUACAAUGGGACAUGGGGGAGUAUUUGCUCCAAUCAUAUGUCUCAACUCACUGCAAUAACUGUAUGCAAACACCUGAACUGUGGAGAUGGAGGAGCAAUUGCAACAGACUUCAAAUAUGGUAGAGGUUUCGGGCCAACAUGGCUGGACCACAUCAAGUGUACUAAGCAGCACAGCUCGUUUUGGCAAUGUCAGUCAGACCCAUGGGAUCCUCAAUCAUGUAACAACCGAGCAGAAGAGACCCAUAUUUCUUGCACUGAGAAGUUACAACUCACAGGAGGAGAGGAUAGAUGUUCAGGGAGAGUGGAGAUUUGGCACCAAGGUUCCUGGGGAACAGUCUGUGAUGAUGCCUGGGACAUGGCAGAUGCUGAUGUUGUAUGCAGGCAGCUGGGCUGUGGAUCUGCGGUGUCUGCUCUGAGUGAAGCUGCCUUCGGGGAAGGGACUGGUCCCAUCUGGCUGGAGAAGGUGCACUGUAAAGGAACAGAGCUGUCUCUUUGGGACUGUCCUGCCAAGCUUUUGCUUGACAAAAACUGUGAUCAUAAGGAAGAUGCUGCUGUGAAUUGCUCUGGUUAG